Messenger RNA from Drosophila melanogaster (fruit fly), 1253 nucleotides. RefSeq lists its product as uncharacterized. The record is from RefSeq and is marked reviewed. Gene Ontology annotation, molecular function: rRNA binding. Gene Ontology annotation, biological process: rRNA processing. Bases 89 to 1159 code for a protein of 356 amino acids. The transcript has 2 exons. NCBI's taxonomy places the organism in Eukaryota, Metazoa, Arthropoda, Insecta, Diptera, Drosophilidae. Gene Ontology annotation, cellular component: nucleolus.
UUUGAAUGAAUAGCCAUCCCUGGUUGUUGUCACUCCACGUUUUGCCUUCGCACUGUUCAAUUGUUUUUAAUUAUUUAAACUACAAAAAAUGGGUCGCAAAUUCCAGAAUAAGAAAAAGAAGGCCGCGCCGCAGCUGGAGAUAGUGCCGCUGGAUGAAAAUCCACCACUGCCGCCACAGAGAUCGUCAGAUGAUGUGGUGCCCAAAAAGGAAAAAUGGGUGAACAAACAGCGCGUGCUGGUCUUCUCCGCCCGCGGUAUUAGCCACCGGGACCGGCACUUAAUGAAGGAUAUUAAGACCCUAAUGCCGCACCACCGACCCGAAUCCAAAAUGGAGCGCUCCAAAACCUUGUCGGUGGUCAACGAAAUGUGCGAAAUGAAGCACUGCAACAAGGCGAUGCUGUUCGAGGGACGCCGGAAAAGGGAUCUGUACAUGUGGAUAUCCAACACCUCGGGAUCGACUGGUCCAUCCGCUAAAUUCCUCAUCGAAAACAUUCAUACAAUGGCCGAACUGAAGAUGACGGGAAACUGCUUGCGGGGAUCACGUCCGCUGCUCUCGUUUGACUCCAAAUUCGACGAGCUGCCGCACCUUAAGCUGCUCAAGGAGCUGUUCGUGCAGACCUACUCCGUGCCCAACCAUCAUCCCAAGAGCCAGCCCUUCGUCGAUCACGUUUUCACCUUCACCUACCUGGACAAACGCAUCUGGUUCAGAAAUUUCCAGAUUCUAUCCGAAGAUGGCGGUUUGUCCGAAGUCGGGCCGCGUUACGUGAUGAAUCCUGUAAAAAUAUUCGAUGGUUCCUUCACUGGCAAAACCAUUUGGGAGAAUCCGGACUACGUGAGUCCAUCCAAACAGCGGCAGGUACUUAAGAAGGCUGCCAAGGAUAAGUACGUGAACCGAGUGGAGCAAAAGGUCAAGCACGAGGCCACGCGACCUAUUAGAGCCUACGAUGGCAUGGAUAACGAUGAGCUAUUCGAGGACGAUGAUCCCGUGGAGACGGCCAAGAUACUGGCUGCGAUAGCCAAAAAGAAGAAGGAGGAAGCCGCCAAACAGACACCCAAAUCGGCGCUGACCAAGAAGAUCAAGGAGAAACAACUGCAGGCCGUGAAAGAUGUGAUUGAAAGAAAGAAGGCAAGAACCAUUAAACGCGUGAAAAAGGUUUAAACACCUCAUUUUACAUUAAGAUACAAAAACGAUUAAACUUUAUAAAUACGUUUACAAACUGUGCAUCCUAAGUUUGAAUAUAUCAAUAGACAAG